This is a messenger RNA of Hypomesus transpacificus, 3170 nucleotides long. It is a transcript of the gene arg2, whose product is annotated as arginase 2. The record is from RefSeq and is a predicted model, not a curated record. Gene Ontology annotation, cellular component: mitochondrion; cytoplasm. Gene Ontology annotation, molecular function: arginase activity; manganese ion binding. Bases 1207 to 2007 code for a protein of 266 amino acids. Lineage: Eukaryota; Metazoa; Chordata; Actinopteri; Osmeriformes; Osmeridae. The transcript has 7 exons.
UACGUGACAUGGACUGUAUGAAACAGCCUAAAAACACUUGCUGAUGUAAUGUGUCGGCAACAGGUUCUCUGGUGUGCUGGCAGUCUGCUGAUCCCCUUUACUUCCUAAUUGCAAACUUCGGUCUACAGUUAUUGGGCCUACAGCAACCUUCAUGGGCUCGGGGACGUUGUCUUAUCCAGCAUGCUAACAACAUUUAAAGUUCGUUUUUUAUUUAUUUAGGCUAAUUGAAUAGCCAUUCGAGACUCAUGUGGGCGCAAGCUGCGGGAUGGGCAAAAAUCCGCCCUACAGUUGAAUGGUCAUUCUUGAGUCAUGCACCCCACGCUGACGCAGCCAUAGGCCUCUCCUCCUCACAUUGUCCCAUGUCCUAGCCGCAUCUGUAGUUUGAAAGACCUUGAACUGUAUUGCUUUGUUUGAUUAUGUAAUGAAGUUUGGGACCAGUACAGCUGCAUGUCUUUAAAACGGAAAACAAACAUGAUGUCAAAUUAUUUGAAAAAAUUGUUUCGACGGAUUUAUAGGCUAGUGGACCUAUUCGAUCACCACGUUGAUUACGGAAAUGAUUAAAUAUAUUCUAAACGAUUAAGGAAAGGGCCGUGGGUUAGUCAAAGUAAAUGUAUUGUAGCUAAACAUUAUUACGGCUUACAUUUAUAAUUUGUGCUUCAAUGUCUAUAAGGCUUGUAGGAGAGAUGAGGAAGGCAAAAGGUGUUAUAUAAAUGUUAAGCCAUAGCUCUUAUCUCUGGAAUGUGCAAGUCAUUUUAAGAAACUGUACACCGAUUAACCACACCGGUACAGACCUCUGAACUGAUUUUCCGCAACAAUUCCUGUAACACGAGAAAGUACUAUCUUUAGACUGAUACUUUAUCGGUUCUCGGACCUGAGCCACCAACAUACUCUUCACACGCACUACGCAUAACAUCUCAGCACUAACUUAUUAAAUGUUCACUACAGACACAUAAGCAGAAUAUGGAUUUAUGAAGUUGAUGGUGUAAGGAUAAAGGGGUACCACCACAGUGAGAACAAAAUGUUCCAAGCUGGGUCUAGCGCCAAAUGCCUCGGCCACGAGCAAGUAGCUGUACACAGACACAUCCACGGAGAUGACCGGCAGAAAAAUACAUCGGCAAAAAUGGGAAUUAUCGGUCUGUGUGAGAUUACCCUGUUCAUGACUUUGGGGACCUGAGUUUCCAACACCUGGAGAAUGACGAGCCCUUCAUGCACGUGCCUUUCCCCCGCACCGUGGGCAGAGCCAACAAGCUGCUGUCGAGCGCUGUGAGCAGCGCGGUCGCCGGAGGUCACACGUGUGUCAUGUUAGGAGGCGACCACAGCUUGGCUAUUGGGUCCGUGGCGGGCCACGCCCAGCAACGUCCUGACCUUUGCCUGAUCUGGGUGGACGCCCACGCUGACGUCAACACACCCACUACCUCACCCUCUGGGAACCUCCACGGCCAGUCUGUGGCUUUCCUGCUCAAAGACCUGCAGGACAAGAUGCCGCAGCUCCCUGGGUUCUCCUGGAUGAAGCCGUUCCUGGCAGCCAGAGAUCUGGUCUACAUUGGCCUGCGAGAUGUUGAUCCCGGCGAGCACCUCAUCCUCAAGAACCUGGGCAUCCAGUACUUCACCAUGAAAGACAUCGACAGGAUCGGCAUCCAGAGGGUCAUGGAGGAGACUCUGGACCACCUUAUGACGAGGAAACAGCGGCCGAUCCACCUGAGCUUCGACAUCGACGCGUUCGACCCCUCCCUGGCCCCCGCCACUGGGACACCUGUGAACGGAGGGCUGACCUACAGAGAAGGCAUCUACAUCACGGAGGAAAUCCAUAACACAGGGAUGCUGUCUGUGAUGGACCUGGUGGAGGUGAACCCUGUCCUGGCUGCCAGCCGUGAGCAGGUGGAGGCAACGGCCGGGCUGGCGGUGGACGUGAUCGCGUCGUCUCUGGGGCAGACGAGAGAGGGAGCUCCCCUCCCCUUCCGGGAGAUUCGCUCAGGGAAGGAGGACACGGAGCAGCUACGCCUCUGAAACCGCUGAUUCACCAAGGACUUCUUUUUUUUUUUUUAUUGUAUCGACCACUGGCCAUUCCUGAAUAUUUAAAGACUGCACAGACAGAAUGGAACUGUAGUUUGGAUUGAUAUUUCCUCUGUUGAUGUACUGUAGAGUUCUCGUGUUCAGGUGACACGCCACGAAACUGUGAGGAGCUUCGUUAGGAUGAAGUGGACAGACUUCAUUUUCUCUGUAGUCCACGCCGAGGCCAUAAAAAGCUUGUACCUUUGUCAUUGAAAUGCUAUGAUAUUGCUCAUAUUUUUACUAUACUGUAAUCAACUAAAUGAUGCUGUUUACCAGACUGUAGCUCUACGUUUGAAAGGUGUACCCUGUAUGUUCACCGCAUUAACCUUUAAGUGUUCUAUAGUAUUCACAUAAGUUUCAAUAAUAGACAAUGUUAGUCAUUGAGCAACAUGUACUUAAUAUGGAACUAUGUUGUGGAAAAGGCUUUAAAUAUCGACAUUCGAAAUGUGAUAUAUAUAUAUAUAUAUAUAUAUACACUCACACACCAAUAGAAGUAAUUCUACCUUUGUGCUGCCAAGAGUGGUAGCACUUGACACUACUAACUUGUGUGUAAUAACAGGCCUGCAUAUUAAGUACAUGUUGUCACUGCCUAGGAGUCUGGGCAUGUACUAAGUUUGUAAUAACGACACUGGUGUCAAGUGUGGCUGUGUGUGUCAGUUGAGAUGUUGUUUCUCUACUAGCAUGUCCCUCAGGUAGACAGAGACCCAGCUCCACAUGUCUGAGCCAGGGCAACUCCAGAUAGAGGCACUCAAUCACACUUGGACCCGCAUGGUUUCACAUAUUUAGCUUCAAAUUAGGUUUUGUAUUGUUAGUCAUUUAUAAUUUCAUGUUUUCAUUUAGCAGAAGUUUUUUUUUAUCCAAAGCGACAUUCAGGGAGGAUUUGAACCUGCGACCUUUUGAUCACCAUUCUGCAAUUUGUGUAAUAUAUAAAUGUGUGGUUUUAUAUUAGUCCGAUUGAAUUGGCUAGAAAACGUUUUAGUUUUUAUUUUGGAAAUUGACAAGUGCAAUUAGUGUAUUUGAAAUACUGACAGAAUUACUUUUUUUCCAAUUGACUUGUAUUCGCCUUUGUGACCACUGAAUGACUCAGAAAUAAUAAAUACUAUUUUAGUGAUACGCAA